Dromiciops gliroides (monito del monte) is the source of this 2133-nucleotide messenger RNA. RefSeq names its product phosphatidylinositol-5-phosphate 4-kinase type 2 alpha (gene PIP4K2A). Gene Ontology annotation, biological process: phosphatidylinositol metabolic process. Gene Ontology annotation, molecular function: phosphatidylinositol kinase activity. The record is from RefSeq and is a predicted model, not a curated record. Bases 112 to 1377 code for a protein of 421 amino acids. NCBI's taxonomy places the organism in Eukaryota, Metazoa, Chordata, Mammalia, Microbiotheria, Microbiotheriidae. The transcript is spliced from 11 exons.
CGCGGGGCCGGCAUGCGGCCGCGGCUCCCGGCCGGCGGCGUGUGAGCGAGGGCGGCUCCCCGGCCUCGGCGGCGCGGCGCGGCGCUGGAGGGGACCGAGGCGGCGGCGGCCAUGGCGACCCCCGGCAACCUGGUGUCCUCGGUCAUGGCGAGCAAGACCAAGACGAAGAAGAAGCACUUCGUCGCGCAGAAAGUGAAGCUGUUCCGAGCCAGCGACCCGCUGCUCAGCGUCCUCAUGUGGGGGGUGAACCACUCGUCACGAGUUACAGAAGAUCAGCACGGAAGGGGUAAGGGUCUUGAGAUCAAUGAACUGAGCCACGUCCAAAUCCCGGUAAUGCUGAUGCCAGACGAUUUCAAAGCAUAUUCCAAGAUAAAGGUGGACAAUCACCUUUUUAACAAAGAAAACAUGCCGAGUCAUUUCAAAUUUAAGGAAUACUGUCCGAUGGUUUUCCGCAACCUGCGAGAAAGGUUUGGAAUCGAUGAUCAGGAUUUUCAGAACUCCUUGACAAGAAGCGCACCACUCCCCAAUGACUCCCAAGCACGCAGUGGAGCACGAUUCCAUACUUCUUAUGACAAAAGAUACAUCAUCAAAACAAUUACCAGUGAAGAUGUGGCUGAAAUGCAUAACAUUCUCAAGAAGUACCACCAGUACAUUGUGGAAUGCCAUGGGGUUACCCUUCUUCCUCAGUUUUUGGGCAUGUAUCGCCUUAAUGUUGAUGGAGUGGAAAUAUACGUGAUCGUUACAAGAAAUGUGUUCAGCCACCGUUUAUCUGUGUAUAGGAAAUAUGAUUUAAAGGGGUCUACUGUGGCUAGAGAAGCUAGUGACAAAGAAAAGGCCAAAGAACUGCCGACUUUAAAGGACAAUGAUUUCAUCAAUGAUGGCCAGAAGAUUUAUAUUGAUGACAACAACAAAAAGAUGUUUCUUGAGAAACUUAAAAAGGAUGUGGAGUUUCUUGCCCAACUCAAACUCAUGGACUACAGCUUACUGGUUGGGAUCCAUGAUGUUGAGAGAGCAGAGCAGGAAGAGGUAGAGUGUGAGGAAAACGAUGGUGAAGAGGAAGGGGAAAGCGACGGGGCCCACCCUAUUGGAACGCCUCCAGACAGUCCAGGAAAUACUCUCAACAGCUCACCACCCUUGGCUCCUGGGGAAUUUGAUCCAAACAUUGAUGUCUAUGGGAUAAAGUGCCAUGAAAAUGCACCUAGGAAAGAGGUCUAUUUUAUGGCCAUUAUUGACAUUCUUACACAUUAUGAUGCAAAAAAGAAAGCUGCCCACGCUGCAAAAACUGUUAAACAUGGCGCUGGUGCAGAGAUCUCAACCGUGAACCCCGAACAGUAUUCAAAGCGCUUCUUGGACUUUAUCGGCCACAUUUUGACGUAACGUCCCAUGUUGCCCAGGGGAUGGACAGACAUGAGAUGCAGGAACACAGCAGAGCUGGCUUCAGUUAAGGAAAAAAAAAAUAGAAAUGGAACUCAGUGACAUGCUCUUCUUGCAGAAAAGCAAGCCUCCUCACGUUUACCUCCUCAGGCCAAGAUGAUGGACUAGGGGACGACUUGCUCUAACAGCUACCUGAUAUUUCCCAGCAUAGCUCUAGCUACUUCUGACUUUUUUGUGUGUGUGCAUUAAAAAAAUUUAAAAUAUAAUUAAUGAAUUAAAAUAGAUUAGCUUUACUCAGAGCAAGUUGCGGUAGCAACUCUCUGAUACAGCUAGCUGUGGUGGAGUGAAUGAAUGAAUGAACAAGUGGGGGGAGGGGAGAAUCAGAUGCAUGUCAUACCAGCCAUGUUGGCAUCAAACUGUAAACUGUGGAUCAGUUUAUUUUUUGAGUUGGAAGACAUGAGACAGUAUUCAUAAUAAUAAUGAUAAUAAUAAUGAUGGUGAUGAUUUUUUAAAAAACCUUACGCGAAUGUUACACUUUUACUCCGCACGCUGGCACUCCUUAAUAACUGUAACAUUAACCCCUUGGCACCAGACAGGUGGUGGCAUCCCCUGUCUUUGCCUUUGCACUGUUUUGCCUCAAGUAUAUCAUGUCAGAACUUCCAGCGUCAAGGAGUUACUUUCUCUCUUCUAACGGGAGGCUGAUGCCGUAGUUGCUCUGUCAGUUACAUUUUCACCUCAGUAAAUUAUGUCAAGGAAAAA